Bipolaris maydis ATCC 48331 is the source of this 1176-nucleotide messenger RNA. RefSeq lists its product as uncharacterized. The record is from RefSeq and is a predicted model, not a curated record. NCBI's taxonomy places the organism in Eukaryota, Fungi, Ascomycota, Dothideomycetes, Pleosporales, Pleosporaceae.
AUGCGCCCCAAGAAGCGAGGUUUUUACAAAAAGAAAGACGAGCGCCAGAAUCCUGCAGUGGACUUUAGAAAUAUCUCUUCGAGGGCUCCAAGCGCUUGUCGCCCGACUAAAGACGAGGAAGAUUUGAAACCCCAAGAACCAACUGCUGGAAGCUCUGAGGACGAGAGGUAUGCUGGUCUGAUGCAUCCGGUCGAUAUGAUGGAAGGAAGUUUCAAGUACGCUGGACUGCCGCUGACGCAAAAGAUUCCUGGCAGUGUCGCACGUGGUCGCGUUAUUGCAGCAAGUCGACUGCGAAAUUUUAAGACACAGCAGCUAUCUCUUCGGGGACGCCCCAAAUAUACCGAGACUCCAGCAGAGUUUGUCUCAGGCCCACCACCAGCAAGCACCCUUACUUUUAUUGACGAAGAGGAAAAGCCGUCCAGUCCUAUUGGCAAGUGGCGCUGUUGCAAAUGCGGCAGCAGCCAUGAUAUCUACAGCGUUACACAUAGCCAGCAUCCCAUCAAUGUCCUGAGCUGCGACUGUAUGCACGGAUCCUGCUCCAAGUGUACACUACAAGGUUUGAUCAAACAAUUCGUACCCAUGAUCGAGCCAGAAGUCGUGCACCUAUCAGAGGACAUGAACAAGGCUGUACGAUUCGGCGUAUUCUGCGAUGGCUGUGGUCAAUCCUGGCGAGCGCAAGAGGUCCAUGAAGACGCGCACAAGAAGACAGCAGUGAAAGCAGCCUUGACACGAAUAUCUGCGAUCCCCAGACGCCUCAACAAGCGCGAUGCAUACCCUCUCAAGAACAUGAGGGCCUCAAGGUCAAUGGAUCAUCUCCUUUAUCCUCGCACCCCUUGCAUGCCAAUGGCUGCCUCCAAGUCCGUCCUCAACCUCCGCGCGCUCUCCAACGAGAUGCAGAAAGAACACGGCGAGCAAGCAGAGCUGGUCUCAGUCCGGUUCACGGGUAUCAAGUGCGACUGUGGUAUGACCACCGACUCCAACUCGCUUUGCUUCCAGAUUGUCGAUCCACCCAAGGACUUUUACAGAGUCCAGUUUAUGAAGCAGAUGGCUGGACGUCGGGUGGCUGGCUUUGGUACCACGCCAGAGGACAAGGCGAGAGGGCAUGGAACGCCGAGUCUAGUCUUGAGAGGCUAUAUGCGCCACCCAAAUCCACUCAUGAGCAACCCUGUCUCGUAG